AUGGAACCAAUCACUCUGUUUAAUCACUUCGAUGAAUUGUUUAAAGUACUCUUCUUUCAGAAUGAUAACGAAGCCGGAUCUAAAGCUUUCGUUGAUAACUUUGCAAAAGACUUCACAGCAAGCAUCAACAGUCAGCAUCUAGACUAUAAUGCAUUCCAGAAGGCUUGCGCCAUAGCUCGUGAAGAUUGGACCAUGUCAUUACAAAGCCAUGAAGCCCUUGUCACUUCUUUUGAUGCACAGGGUGAAAACUAUCCACACGACAAAGGCCCAAAUGCUGUGGCUACAAAGUCAUUCUGGACUUUUGAGGAAAAGGCUACUGGGAAGAAGACGCGUCGCGAAACAGUCAUUAUUAUCAUUACUAGAUUAGAGGAGGAUAGGGUACGGAGAGUCACGCAAUGGACGGAAGUUACGCGGGAUCUGGAAUAG
Molecule: messenger RNA, 426 nt
Organism: Trichoderma gamsii
Lineage: Eukaryota; Fungi; Ascomycota; Sordariomycetes; Hypocreales; Hypocreaceae
Exons: 2
Coding region: 1-426 (141 amino acids)
Source: RefSeq, a predicted model, not a curated record